Messenger RNA from Rubroshorea leprosula, 713 nucleotides. The record is from the annotation of a GenBank genome assembly. NCBI's taxonomy places the organism in Eukaryota, Viridiplantae, Streptophyta, Magnoliopsida, Malvales, Dipterocarpaceae.
AAUUUGAAAGAAAGAAUGCAUUAAAGAAGGCAUCACUUAUUAGAAAGCUAGUCACUCCCAAGUAAAAGAAAGGCAAAAAUGUAUCUGAGCACUCGAAUGAUUUCCAGGAAAUCUUAAAUGAACUAGUUAUAGUUAAACUAGUUAUAAUUUCCAAGAAAUCUUGAAUAAUUUUGUUUUAUCGUUUUUUAAAUACUCACUGUUAUCUUCAAAGGAAUCCCUAUCCCCAAAUGCCCACUGCAAGCAAUUUUGCUUGCCUUUCAACCGAAUCCAAGCCCUAUAUCUCUUUGUUUAUGGUAAAUCUGUUUGUCCUCGUGGCCUGAUGAUGGGAAGAGCUAUCUCGUCGAAGUUGCAGGCGAAUCCCUCUCUAUUGCAGCUUCGAGUGCAUCUCAAUUUGUUGGGAGGUCCCUUGAAUCUUGAGUGCUUGAUUGAAGGAUGGUUUCGAUUGCUGGCUUUCUCACAGGUAAUUGUCUCCCUGUAGUCUUCUUCUUGGUUUCUAUUUCUUGGCUUAUCCAAACAUCAGAGUUGGGAUUUUGGGUUUUGAUUCCUAAAAAAACAAAUAAUAAUUAAAGGCGGAAGGUGGUGGUGUGACCAUGCGGUAAUGGUUGUGGCCUUGUGGUGGGGUGGGUUGGAGAUAGGAAUUAUAACUUCCUGCAGUCGUAGCUUCUGUAUCAAGAGCUUCUGACGGAAGCCCAGAAUAAAAGCAGCAAGCUUUG